Hansenula ciferrii is the source of this 933-nucleotide messenger RNA. RefSeq names its product ABC transporter permease. NCBI's taxonomy places the organism in Eukaryota, Fungi, Ascomycota, Saccharomycetes, Phaffomycetales, Wickerhamomycetaceae. Gene Ontology annotation, molecular function: ABC-type transporter activity. The coding region runs from base 1 to 933 and encodes 310 amino acids. The record is from RefSeq and is a predicted model, not a curated record. Gene Ontology annotation, cellular component: membrane. The transcript has a single exon.
AUGCCAAAUGAUACUAAAAUUAUAACAGAAUCUGAAUUUCCUCAAGUAUUUGGAAGCUUUAUAAGACAACCUGCAAGUUUCCUAGUUGCAUUCUACGCAUGUGUUAGACAGUUAGGUAUAACUACACUGAGAAAUCAACAAGUAUUUGUGGCUAGAAUAACUCAAGUUGCAGGUAUGGGUGUUAUUAUUGCACUUUUCUUUGCACCAUUAAAGAAUAAUUAUAUUGGUGUUUCAAAUAGAUUAGGUCUUGUACAAGAAGUUACAAGCCUUUAUUUUUGUGGUAUGCUAAAUAAUUUAAGUUCAUAUCCUGAUCAAAGAAAUUAUUUUUACCAUGAAUAUGAUGAUCGAGUUUAUGGAAUCUUACCCUUUUUUUUAAGUUACAUGAUUGUGGAAAUUCCAUUUGAAAUAAUUUCAAGCCUCAUAUUUGCAGCUUUCUUAGGACCAAUUGUUGGAUUACCAAGAACCGCGGAAAUGUUUUUCUCUAUAGCUUAUGUUUCAUUUCUCAUUACAUUUUGUGGUGAAAGUUUAGGUAUUAUUACAAAUACACUAUUCCAUCAUGCGGGUUUUGCUGUUAAUAUUGUUUCAAUUAUCCUAUCAAUUGGUACAUUUAUGGCUGGUAUUAUGUCAUUGCAAAUGGAUGGAGUAUUAAAAGGUAUAAAUUGGAUAAGUCCUUUAAAAUAUGGUAUGGGUAUCUUGUUAAAUAUGGCAUUAUCUGAUGAUGUGAAAUUUACUUGUGACGAUUCUUCAAGAGAUAAUCAAGGUAAUUGUAUUUUCAGUGAUGGUGGAGAUGUCUUAAGACAAUAUAAUUUAAAAGCACCAUAUAAAAAAUUCUUAGGUGUUUUACUUGCAGUUGCAAUUAUUUAUCGUGUCAUUGCUUAUGGUAUUUUAAGAUUAAAAUUGGUUAAAAUUAAUCUUGGAUCUAGAAAACAAUGA